CUUGUAUCCCUGUGACCAAGCAUUCCAGAAAAUCAAAAUCAAAAUCGAUCAAGAUCCCAACAAGAUUUCCCACACUUCCUUCCCAGCACGAAGCUGAGGUGUUGCUGAUUGUGUGGAUCAAGAUAUCGGAGUGAAAUAAUCGAGCAUGGGGUUCUUCGUGACCACUUUGAUUUUCGUUGUGGUUGGGAUCAUUGCGUCUCUCUGUACCAGAAUUUGCUGCAACCGAGGACCCUCUACUAAUUUGUUUCAUCUAACGUUGGUUAUUACAGCCACAGUCUGCUGUUGGAUGAUGUGGGCAAUUGUUUAUAUAGCACAAAUGAAACCCCUCAUAGUCCCCAUUCUAAGUGAAGGAGAAUGAAAUGCUUUCGAGAAGCAUAUAUAUCUUCAUUGGUUAGGUGCCGUUUGAAUUAUGGAUUACUUGAGAACAACAAAUUUUACGUCCAAUGCAUUAUUUUUAGGAAUUGUAUGGAAUGUUGGAGUGUGGACUUUGAGUUUGUUUGGUAUUGUUACGUCUACCUUACCCUUUACAAAGUGUAUUGUAUAAAACGCUCUUUCGUUUUAGAAAUUACUGUCACCGAAAGAGUGCUAAAUGUGAUUUAAUUGGAAUAAGUGGCAGAUUAGAAUACAUUUCUUG
Molecule: messenger RNA, 634 nt
Organism: Argentina anserina (silverweed cinquefoil)
Lineage: Eukaryota; Viridiplantae; Streptophyta; Magnoliopsida; Rosales; Rosaceae
Product: V-type proton ATPase subunit e1
Exons: 4
Coding region: 146-358 (70 amino acids)
Biological process (GO): proton transmembrane transport
Cellular component (GO): proton-transporting V-type ATPase, V0 domain
Molecular function (GO): proton-transporting ATPase activity, rotational mechanism
Source: RefSeq, a predicted model, not a curated record